CUCAGGGUUGAACGCCACAGAGAUUGGGGGACCGCUCUGGAGUGUAGAAAGGGCGCUGAGGGGGAUAUACUCAAAUUCUCUUUACUUUUCUUGGAUGGGUCUGGCACAGGCCUGUCAAUAUGUACUAAAAGAUCACUUGGAAACUGUGAAAACAAAGCUCCACAUUGGUUGAUAUUUGAGAGAAAGAACCCCAACCGGAUUACAGUUGGUGUCGGGGAAAGAAUCGACCAGUAAGUGACAUUACUCAGCAGUUUGGAGGCGGGGAAUAUAGCCUCGGUGGCUUGAAGAAGAGUGCCAGUGCGGAAUGUAUGUUGACGAUCGCUCCUUGGGACCAAAGAGAGAACCUUGUACAGUACAGAAGUGGGCAGCCCGACUCCUGUGAGGGAGCAACUGCAUGCUGGUGGCCUGCCUAUGGUGAGGUGAGGCUGGCAAACUAGCAGAGAUGGAUGUGUUUGGUGGUGCCCCACGUUUCCUGGCCUACCCUCGCCCCGUAGUAGUGCAGAGUGGCACUGAUGCUGUCCUGAAGUGUCAGAUUGGCGGGGACCCCAGGCCAGCGGUCAUCUGGGAGCGAAACAACGAACAGAUCCACCCAGAGGGUCGCUACCGCCUCUUCGAGGACGGAAAUGUCUACAAUCUCAUAAUCUCAUCGGUGACCACAGAGGAUAGCGGCCAGUACACAUGCAAGGCCAAGAACAGCAUCGGGGAAACAUAUGCCGCGGCGACCCUGAAGGUGGAGGGCGAGGCCCAAGAGAUGGAGCUCCGGGAGGAGAACAAGCCUCGUUUCCUGAUCAAGCCCCUCUCCACCCGGGUGGGCCGCGGCGAAGACGCCGUCUUCUCCUGUAAGCUGUGGGGAAAGCCACGGCCAGAGGUGGUCUGGGAAAAGGACGGGAGAAAACUCAACGAGAUCUUUGAGAGUACACAUUUCAAUGUGGGCUACCAGGACGGGGGGUGGUUCCAGCUUAAAAUCUUCAAGACUCGUGCACCCGACGGUGGAGUGUACACAUGCAAGGCCAGAAAUGAGUUUGGAGAAGGGCUGGCUGGAGCCGUGUUGCUCGUCGAUGCAGGCCCGGGUCACGAGGAAGAGGGAAACCGAAACGGUUACACAAACGGCCACUGGAAAGGCCAUCAAGGAAAACAGAGGAGUGGUAGGCAGCUGACCACACGGCUCAAAGACGACCCAGUGACCAACCAAGUCAAGCAAGUGAAAAUGUUUGCCGUGACAGAGGGCAAGCAUGCCAAAUUCCGCUGCUUUGUGACUGGGAAGCCCAAACCAGAAAUAAUAUGGAGGAAAGACGGCAGGCUGAUCAUGUCCGGAAGACGGUACCUGUUAUAUGAAGACAGGGAGGGUUACUUCACACUUAAAGUGCUGUAUUGUAAGCAACAGGACAACGGUGUUUAUGUUUGCGCUGCAUCCAACACUGCAGGACAAACCCUCAGUGCUGUACAUCUCUCUGUGAAAGAGCCGCCUGUGCGGUUUAAACAGCCCCUCAUUGAUCUGGAGGUGUGGGAACGGGACCUGGCUGUUCUGGAGUGUGAGGUUCCUGAGGACUCUGUUCCCAUCACAUGGUAUUUGGAGGACAGGCGGCUACAGCCAGGGGCCAAAUAUGGGAUGGAAGAGUGGGGAACGAAACGACGACUAACUAUUCGUGACAUCGGAGUCGACGACGAUGGGAUUUAUCUUUGCGAGAUGGCGGAUGGGGGGAGGAGCAUUGCUGAGGUUGCAGUUAAAGGCACAAUCGUGCGUAAGCUGCCACGUAAGGUGGAUGUUUUGGAGGGGGAAAAUGCGGCCUUCUGUGUUGAAGUGGAGGAGGAGGAAAUGGACAUACACUGGUACAAAGAGGGGACGGAGCUCCGUGAGACUCAUCAGACCAUCCUGAAGUCCUUUGGAAAAACUCACAUUCUGGUGUUUGUCAACACAACGCCCCAGGAUUCUGGCCUUGUGACCUUCUUUGUGGGAAGAUCCAAAACUUCCUCUCAGCUGAGGGUAAAAGCGGCCAGGCAUAGCCCACCCAGCUGCCCAGUGGGUGUGCAGAUCAACACAGAGCGUGCCAACGCUGCCCUCCUCUCCUGGGUUCCGGCGCUGGACACCCGGAAGAACCCCCCAUCGGGUUACGUGUUGGAGAGGCAAGAGGUGGGCACCGGCUCUCAGGAGUGGCUGCAAUGCUUGACCACCGACUCGGCCACCUCAGUGGAGAUUCUUGGCGACAGCGUUCCCUGCGAGGCAGAUUAUCGCUUUCGCAUAUGCGGUGUCAACAAGUAUGGCAGGAGCAACAAUGUGGAGUUCCCAAGGGCAGUUCACCUGGUCCCUGUGACCAGAAUACAAGCCCCCCUACAGGAUGCCUUGGUGCCAGAAGGCCAGGAUGCCUGCUUCUCAAUUGAGCUCACUGCCUCAGUUAUUGGCUCAUGGUUCUUGAACGGCACUCAGCUUCUGGAGGACGACCGUUACUCCAUGCGGCGGUCUCGAACGCACCAAUCCCUACGCAUACAAGGGGUACGAGACACAGACAACGGUGCAGAGAUCACAUUCAUUGCCUAUGGAAUACGAGAUUCAGCAGCACUCUAUAUCCAAGCUCCUCUAGUGAAGUUCACACCACUGUCAGAGAUGGAUCGUAAUAAAUUUGUUGAACUUGGCAACCCCAUUGUACUCUACUGCGAGUUGUCAGACCCCGCAGUUCCAGUACACUGGUACAAGAAUGGGGUGGAGGUACACACAGUCGAGGGUCUUCAUAUUCAGUCAGAAGGCACAAUGAGGAGAAUUGUCAUCCAAUCAUCAGAGUUCUCCCAUUCCGGAGUGUAUUGCUGUGAUGCCAUUGAUGAUGUCAUAAGGUUCAACGUGGAAGUUGAGGCACCUCCUGUGAGGAUCACAACACCUUGUGAAGCUGAGAGGAACAAGUCCGUUGCAGCAGGCGGUCCCAUUGUCCUGCGUUGUGAGAUAUCAGACCCAAAUGCACAUGUUUCCUGGUACAAGGACGGAACACUGCUACAUGAAGAGAAUGGACUAGAAAUGCAAUCGAAAGGUUCCAUAAGGACAUUGGAUGUGGAAUCUGCAAGGCUGUCUGAUGCAGGGAGCUACAGCUGUAAGACAACAGAUGAUGCAAUGCAGUUUCAUGUGGAUGUGAAAGCUCCAACUCCGAAGUUUUCAGAAAUUUCUGAAGCAGACAAGAAAAAGUACAUAAAAUCAGGCAACCCCAUUGUACUGCAAUGCGAGCUCUCAGAUCCUACCACCAAGGUGUACUGGUACAAGGAUGGAACAAAGCUCCUAACCCAAAGUGGAGUAGACAUCCAAUCAGAUGGAACUAUGAGAACUCUAGUUAUCCAAUCAGCAGAGCUGUCUCACUCUGGAGUAUACCGUUGCGAGACAAUGGAGGAUGGCCUCCAAUUCACUGUGGAAGUAAAAGCUCCACCUGUGAGGUUCUCAGCACUUCCAGAAGCUGAAAGGAACAAGUUCAUUGAAGAUGGCUGCCCCAUUAUACUGCAAUGUGAGCUCUCAGAUCCAACUGCCGAGGUGUACUGGUACAAGGAUGGAACAAAGCUCCUAUCUCAAAGUGGAAUGGAAAUCCAGUCCGAUGGCAUCAAAAGGACACUACUCAUCCAAUCCGCUGAAAUAUCACACGGUGGAACAUAUGAGUGCUCAACAGCAGGUGAUACCAUCACAUUUAAAGUGGAGAUCAAAGCUCCAUCACAGAAGAUCAUGCCACUUUCACCAAUGGAGAGGAACAAGUCCGUAGAAAUUGGCACUCCCAUUGUACUGCAGUGUGAGCUCUCAGAUCCUCUAGCCCAGGUCUGCUGGUCUAAAGAUGAAAUGAAACUAUUUCCCAAAACUGGCCUCGAUAUCCAAAGUGAAGCCAAUGUGAAGAGACUAGUCAUUCACUCUGCGGAGCUCUCUGACUCGGGGCUCUACUGCUGUAGUCUUGCUGACGAUGCCAUGACAUUCAAGGUGGAUGUUCAAGCUCUUCCCGUGAGGUUUUCAGCACUUCCAGAAGUUGUGAGGAACAAGUUCAUUGAAGCAGGCUGCCCCAUUGUACUGCAAUGUGAGCUCUCAGAUCCAACUGCCCAGGUGUUCUGGUACAAGGAUGGAACAAAGCUCCUCCCAGAGAAUGGAGUCGACAUCCAAUCAGAGGGCGCUUUGAGGGCUGUGAUCCUCCAAUCAGCGGAGCUCAGUCACUCUGGGGUGUACAGCUGUGAGGCUUUAGAUGACUGCAUAGCAUUCAAGGUGGAUGUUGCAGCACCUCCGGUGACGUUUGUCGAUGUCCCUGAGGAAGACCUCUUCAAAAGUGUUGUGGAACAAGAUCGUCUUGUUAUGUCCUGUGAGGUUUCCAGGGCUGACGCUAUUGUCCAGUGGUACAAAGAUGGGGUUGAAACUCAGUCUAGUGACAACGUUGCUGUACAAGCAGAUUGCACUGUUAGGAUGCUGACCAUCCAGUCAGUUCAGCUGUCAGACUCUGGGACAUACACAUGCCGUGCCGGAGACAGAGCUUUAAUGUUCAAGGUUCACAUACGAGAGCCACCAGUGAUGAUUGUAUACCCUAAAGAAGAUGUCCACCUUGAUCGGCAUGUGCCGGAGGAGAUCAUUCUCAGCUGUGAACUCUCACGUCUAAAUGGUGUCGUAAACUGGUUCAAGGAUGGGCAAAAGUUGCAAGAAAGCGAAAACAUUAAACUUAAGAUUGAGGGCCCUUACAGGCGACUGAAGAUUCUUUGCGGUGGAGUUGAAGACUCUGGCGAAUACGUCUGUGACACGGCUGAUGAUUCAAUAUUCUUUCAUCUCAGCAUAACAGAGCCUCCAGUACAAAUUAUAUCUCCGAGCCAGUCGCAAAUGGAGCUCUGCCAGCAAACAUCUGAGAGGAUGGUGUUGAGCUGUGAGAUCUCAAGGCCCAAUGCUGUGGUGCGCUGGUAUAGGGACGGGCUUGAGGUGGAGGAAAAUGACAACCUCAUUUUGGAGGUGGAUGGGGUCUACAGGAGACUCAUUAUACCCGAGACCACAGUCAAAGAUUCAGCCGAAUAUGUGUGCGAUACGGCUGAUGACAACAUGACAUUCUUUGUCAACAUUGCAGAUCCUCCUGUCCGUUUCGUACGCCCAAGAAAGAUGGCAAGUCGGGUCGAGAUGUUUGUUGGAGAUUCUUUGGUUCUUGACUGUGAGGUAUCCAGAUCAAAUGCCGCGGUAAGCUGGAAGAAGAAUGGGGAGGAAAUGGAAGAGAGCAGCAAUGUCUCCGUUAUUGAGGAUGGCGUCAUGCGGCAAUUAACCAUCCACUCCAUGACAUUGGAGGACGCUGGGCAAUAUGUCUGUGACGCCAAGGAUGAUGUGAUGGACUUCCAGGUCAAGAUCAAAGAGACACCUGUAAAGAUCCUGGGCAAAAACGAUGUGAAUACUCAAAAGCAGUUCUUCGCCUCAGAUGACAUUGUCUUAGGGUGUGAGCUUUCAAGAGCCAACUGCAUGGUCGUCUGGUACAAAGACAACAAAAAAAUCGAUGACAAUGAGCGCUGCUGUCGUGAGGAGCAGGGUGUUUUCCGUUCACUGGUGGUUUUAAAUGCUGAGAUCGACGACUCUGGAGAGUACACCUGUGAUGCCGGGGAUGAUAAGAUGGUGUUCGGUAUCAUCGUGAAAGAACCCCCCGUGACCAUCAUCGGCAACUCGGGUAACCCAGAGCAUCAUAGCCUGGUAGCAGGCGACAAACUCAUCUUGGAGUGCGAGAUAUCUUGUCCGAAUGCCACUGUCCAGUGGCUCUGGAAUGGAAAGUUACUGAGUUCAGACGCUCGCACUCACAUAGACAGUGACGGUGCCACCAGGAAACUUGUUUUGUCAGAACUUCAGCCCUCGGACUCUGGAGAGUACAUAUUGGAUGCCAUCAAUGACAAAAUGGUAACCAUAGUUGAGGUCCAAGAGCCCCCAGUCAAGUUUGUGAACAAACAAGCCAGAACCACCAUCUCUGGCUACGAAAAUGAAAGUGUGACACUGUGUGCCAUGGUGAACCGGGAGCAAGCCUAUGUGCGAUGGCUUAAAGAUGGUGAACUAUUGAAUGGGGAUAAUAUUCACAUCGCCAGUGCGGGUAAAAUGCACACCCUCACCAUCAACCCCCUGAAACUAUCAGAUAGUGGAGGGUUCGUCUGUAACAUCAACACGGACGAAAUGCAUUUCAUUGUCCAGGUCAAAGAAAUGAAAGUGAAAUUCUCCAGACCUCUGGAGAAUAUCGUAGCCCUGAAGGACAGUACCCUUACCCUGAGGUGUGAGGUCAACAAACCUAAAGGAGAUGUUCAGUGGCUCAAAGAUGGCCAGGAGAUUAAGCCCAGCCGUCGACAUACGAUAAGGGCACAGGGUCGGGAGCGAAGCAUCACUAUCCACCAGCUAAUGCUAGACAAUGCUGGGGAAUAUGCCUGUGAAUCCACAGACGAUAGGACUUUUGCCACCGUCGGUGUAGAAAUGCCUCCACCUAUUGUCGAGUUUAUCGCAGAGCUACACAAUAUCACUGUACUGGAGGGGGAAGAUGCUACAUUUAAGUGUGUGGUUUCGCCAGAGGACACACAGCUAGUGUGGAGCCUGAACGGUCGGCCUUUAACUCCAAAUGAGAGGUUUGUCAUUUCAAGUAAUGGACUGUGCCACACGCUGUGCAUUCACAACUCCCAGGUCUCAGACUGCGCCACGGUGACUGCCAAGGCAGAAGGGCUGGUGUCUGAGGCAAACCUCCAGGUUCAAGAACAACAAGUGUUGUUCACCAAAAACAUGGUGCCCGUUGUGGCUGAGCAAUUCGGGGAGGCUACCCUGGAGGUGGAGGUGGGUCUCGACUCUGGAGAGGUGCAAUGGAUGAGGCAGGGUGUAGUCAUCCACCCGGGGCCAAAGUUCACCCUGAAGAAAAAGAGCCGGCGACGGAGCCUCACCAUCCACAAGCUCUCCCUUUCCGACCGGGGCACCUACAGUUGCGAAACUCUCCACGACCGCACGCAAGCCCAACUCAUCGUGGAACCCAGAAAAAUUACAAUUCGGAGAGGACUCACUGACAUCCAAACCAUUCAACGUGAAACGGCAUCCUUCGAGGUGGAGCUGUCGCACAGCAAUGUAGAAGCCACUUGGCUAAAGGAUGGGAACCAGCUAAAGCCCAACAACCACUGGCGCAUGAGUGCCAAAGGGUGUGUCCACAGCCUCACCAUCUCCAACCUCUCCUUGGACGACACAGGCACAUUUGUGUUAUCUGCGGAAAAUGUGAAAUCAUCUGCAAGGCUCAUUGUUAAAGAGCCACCAGUGACAGUCAUUAAGAAACUGGAGGACUUGCGCUUUCCAGAAGCAGCUGUGGCAUCAAUGGAUUGUGAGCUAUCAAGGCCACAUGUUGAAGUGAAAUGGAUGAAGAAUGGGAUCGAGGUGAAACCACGCAAGGAUUUGCGUAUUUAUGCUAUGGGAAGAAAACACUACUUCCAAAUCCUGAAGUGUGAAGUCAGUGAUUCUGGCACAUACUCAUGUGACGCUGGAGACUCCAGUACAUCCUGCAAUAUAGAGGUCUACGAACGGGAGCUUGUGGUCCUGCAAGGCCUGGAGGACCUGGACAUACAGGAGGACCAGAAUGCUGUUUUUGUAGUUGAGAUCUCCCUGGAGGAUGUGUCUGGAGAGUGGUUCAAAAAUGGAGUGAGAAUUACACCAACCAGCACCAUCAAGAUCCGCCAGGAAGGGACGAAGCAUUUUCUUCUAAUGUGCAACGUGAGAGGAGAGGACUCCGGAGAGAUCAAGUUCGUCGCCAAACACGUGGAAUGCACAGCCUAUCUGGAAGUGGAGGAGCUUCCGUUGAACAUAACGAACCCUCUCCAGGACAAGGUGGCUCUUGAGAGGAGUCGUGCGAUCAUGGACUGCUCAGUAUCCAACCCUCGGUGCAGUAUCCGCUGGUACAAAGGCAGCAAUGUCAUCCUGCCCUCAGAGCGCUUUGAGAUCUGCAGUGAGGGCUGCUAUCGCAAGCUGGUCAUUCAACAGGUGGCACUGGACGAUGAGGGAACCUACAGUGUGCAGGUUGGAGAGCACACAUGCUCUGCGAAACUGACUGUAGAAGCCCAGUCUCUCCUGAUGGUGAGGGAACUGAAAAGCGUGGAGGUGGUGGCCCCGGAUGAGGCGUGCUUCGAGUGUGAGGUCUCAGUCCCCGUCCUCAAAGCCCCCGUGUGGAGCCUGAAGGGGGAGGUCCUGCAGCAGGGGCCCAACGUCAGCCUAGAGAAAAUGGGCAUGGUCCACCGCCUCACCCUCCGACAGACCUCUGUUGACAUGACCGGCUUGGUGGAGUUCACAUCGGGAAAAGCCAAGAGCAGCGCCGAGCUCCACGUCCAGAGUGAUCCUUGACAGACGCAGUAUCGUCGUGAUGCAGUGUCAACAUCAGAAUGAGAUGGCUCGAUAUUUUAUUCACCAAUUUAUUUGUGUUCAUAUUUGUCAUGUGAAAUUGGAAUGUAUGGAAUAGAAUUGUAAGAUAUAUUCCUGUCUUUCAAAAGGGGGUGAAUAUUUUGUCAAAGUUAACAAUAAGUUAUUGAAAUAUUUUGUAUAAUUAUUUCCCAAUGCAGAUACCCCUAUUCACUUGAAACAAUGUCCUCUAAAGAGGCUCUAGGUAAAUAUCAACCAACAUAAGUACAGAGUUGACUAAAUUGUCUCUCUGAAUACGAGCAUGUGCUUAAUCCAUAAAAUGUCAUGUAAUAUAAACAUUUUAUGUAAUAUAAAAAUGUGUUCUAAAGUCGAUCGUAAAAUACAGUUGGAGAAUGCAGUUGAUUACAGGCGUGGGACCGAAUCCUAACUUGAGAUCCAUGUUUGAGUGGAGUUUGCUUGCAAAUCUCACAUAGAUAUGAAUGCAUGCUUUAUGCAAAAGUCUGAGUUGUGCACUGGCAUCCUAUGUCAGAAUUUGGGCCAUAAUGGUUACUUAUAGCAAGUAUUGAAAAACUGUAAGUUGUUUAGAAGCGAAGAAUCCUAACUUGAGCUACCAACUUUUUCACUUUAAAUCUCCCUUUGACAUUAAUGCAUCUAUCCAGAACUUUGAGAUACACAUUUCUCUCAAGCUAGGAUUCAGUCCUAAGUUUAAAAAGGUUCUUAAAAGGUUCCCUUAGUUCUAUUUACUUUAAGUGUCCAUUUAGUCAGUCAGUCAAGCUGUUUGAAGAAGAGCCGUUCUCGCUCUCAAAUUUCUUUAUCAUCAUUACUUAUUUCAUUUGUAUUUUUCAUCACGUGUCCACUGUAUAGACAUCCUUUUUUUACAUUUUGAAGUUGUUUUGCUGGAGGCAGAAAUUCAAGCUACAAUGAAGAAUGGGUUCUGUCAAGUAGUAUUGGGCUUGUAAUAUAAAUACAUUGGGCCAAAAUUGGUUAAUUCAGAAAGGUAGUUUAUAUUGAUCAUUUUAUUAGAUUAUAUUCAAGUUUAAAUGCAGAGUUACCUGAGUAAUAUAUAUUGUAUUGAAUAAUUCAUGAAUAUGGUUUUCAUAUGAAGUGAAGUCAAUUCCAUAUUCCUUUUUUCUUUUCAAUUUAAUUUGUUUCCAACGCCCCCCGCAUUGUAUCGAAUUGCUCCAUUAGUGUAUGCAGGAAUAAUUGUAAUGGGAUAUUACCUGUUUCAAUAAAUCA
Molecule: messenger RNA, 9556 nt
Organism: Salvelinus fontinalis (brook trout)
Lineage: Eukaryota; Metazoa; Chordata; Actinopteri; Salmoniformes; Salmonidae
Product: obscurin-like protein 1
Exons: 30
Coding region: 443-8305 (2620 amino acids)
Molecular function (GO): protein binding
Source: RefSeq, a predicted model, not a curated record